Molecule: messenger RNA, 1653 nt
Organism: Lactuca saligna
Lineage: Eukaryota; Viridiplantae; Streptophyta; Magnoliopsida; Asterales; Asteraceae
Source: the annotation of a GenBank genome assembly
CAUCUACUCACUUCUUCUUCAACUAAUCACUCUCUAUAUAUACGCAAGUUCGUAUGUACAUCUCCAUCCACCUUCACCUUCCCCUUCUAAUUCACCGGAAAACACACCACUUCCCGGCUCACAACAGAAAAAAUGGUAUCCGGUGGUGGUUCGCGCUUCAUUUCCAGCGGCCUGUAUCUUUUUCUUUUUGGAUUUGUGUCGUUGGUUUCUCUUCACGCACAAGCUGCCACCAAGAAGUAUCAGUUUGAUGUACAAGUGAAUAACGUGAGCCGAUUGUGCCAUGCAAAACCCAUAGUGACAGUAAACGGAAGAUUUCCAGGUCCUACCAUUUACGCUCGAGAAGGCGAUAGAGUGGUCAUCAACGUCUCAAAUCAUGCACAAUAUAACAUGUCAAUUCACUGGCACGGGUUGAAACAAUAUGCGAACGGGUGGGCAGAUGGACCAGCAUACAUAACACAGUGUCCAAUCCAAACAGGAAGCAGCUAUGUCUACGACUUCAAUGUCACCGGACAAAGAGGGACAUUGUGGUGGCAUGCUCAUAUUCUUUGGCUCCGAGCUACUGUUUAUGGUGCCAUUGUCAUUUUACCACAACAAGGAACUCCAUAUCCGUUCCCAAAGCCCGAUGGUGAACAAGUCUUGGUGUUUGGAGAAUGGUGGCAUGGUGAUGUUGAAGAUAUUGUAAAGCAAGGGAAUGCAAUGGGUUUGCCUCCUAACAUGUCUGAUGCUCACACCAUUAAUGGAAAAACCUGGCCCACUCUUUCCAUGCUCAGAAAAACAUACGUUUGCCAUGGAAGUCGAGCAAGUGCUCCGGGGAGAUAUUUCAUGGCAGUCCGCCCAUUCCAAGACGUUCCUAUUCCGGUGGACAACAAAACCGCCACGGCGAUCCUCCAGUACAAAGGCAUUCCCAAUACCGUUCUACCUUCACUCCCUCAACUGCCAUUGCCAAAUGACACCGCGUUUGCACUAACCUAUAACGAUAAGCUCCGGAGCCUCAACAGUCAUAAUUUUCCGGCGAAUGUUCCUUUGAAAGUUGAUCGGAAUCUGUUUGUGACUAUUGGGUUAGGAAAAAGUGUGUGCCCAACUUGCGUUAAUGGAACCCGACUUUCUGCUUCACUUAACAAUAUUACGUUCGUGAUGCCACAAACUGGACUCCUUCAAGCUCACUACUUGAAGAUAAAAGGGGUGUUUACUUCUGAUUUCCCCGAUAAGCCACCUAAAGCUUUUAACUACACCGGUGCACCUUUGACUGCUAAUCUUUUCACUUCUCAUGGAACAAGACUCAGCAAAAUCGCCUUCAAUUCUACUGUUGAACUUGUGAUUCAAGACACCAAUUUACUGAGCGUUGAGUCCCAUCCGUUUCAUCUCCAUGGAUACAACUUCUUUGUGGUUGGAACAGGGACUGGGAAUUUUGAUCCGGCUAAGGAUCCGGCGAAGUAUAACUUGGUGGAUCCACCAGAAAGGAACACCGUCGGUGUUCCUACCGGCGGCUGGUCUGCCAUUCGUUUCAGAGCUGAUAAUCCAGGUGUUUGGUUUUUUCACUGUCAUUUGGAGUUGCAUACUGGAUGGGGAUUGAAGACGGCGUUUGUGGUGGAAGAUGGACCCGGAAAAGACCAGGCUGUCCGUCCUCCGCCGAAGGAUCUUCCGUCUUGCUGA